GAUUUUUUCAUCAGUACAGUGUCUGUGUGAGUUCAGCUCCACCGAAUCCCACGAGGAUGAGCUCCAGGGAUUGGUGACGGAAACCCUCCUUUCAGUGAGCUGGAGCUCGCACUUGGGGUGCGCCGCUGGCAACGUGACGCGCCAUCUGCAUUGCUGAAUUCCUGUCGGAAGUUAAGGUGGCUUGCUGUGAUUUUAGCGAAGUUUUGCGUUGCUGCUGCUGUAGGUCCAGCUGUGGUGGUGGGUGGAAGCCAGAGGGGCAUCUGAGCUGCAGCUCGGAGCUUAGGCUGAAGCUCUUUUAAUUGAGUCGUUUCCAUCGUGUUGAAUUGGUAGAUUGCUAGACUAGGCUGUUGCUGCUGCUGAUGAUGAUUCAGCUUCCGGGGUAUUGGUUUCCUUUUUUCUCUUCAGAGUACCCAAGCUUAGAGGUUGCUGUGUGGUUCGCGCCACUUCAGAGUACUGAACCUGAGCGCUUCAAAUAUCUGGCAAGGGUCUUACUCGCGAGGUAGUCUGCUAGGAUUGGUGGCCUUGUAGUAAUCAAUUGAGUCGUUUUUGCUUGGGUCGCAUGUACGAGGAGUCGUAGGCUGUGGAUUAUGGUGCUGGUUUAAUUUCUGAUUUUUUGGGGUUGAGUAUUGUAGGAUUUUUUUUUUUUUUUUUUUUUUUUUUUUGUGAAGCGACUAAGAGUAACGGAUGUUAGGGUAUCUGCUGGGGAUGGUUUCAUUUAAAACGAGUAUUUCGUUUGUUUUCGUUGGGGUUUUUUCCUCUCUCCCAAGCAGAAGGGGGAGUGGUGCUUAAUGGGCAGCUUGGAGGUUCGCGGGCUAAAGUUGUGGCUUUACGACCAGUUGUUGCAAUAGGAUGUGGAGGUAUCUUUGCAGAGGGAGCUGUUGUGAAGGUUUGGGGUGAUGUCUGAGGUGGUGAUGGGUACUAUAGAUGCGGAUGGAGACGCGGAAUUAGCUAACGAGCCAGUGAAGUUCAGUUGGGAGCAAAUUGUGGCAAUGCAAAAGGAGAGCGCGGCGUUGCGAGCUCAAGCAGCAGCUGUGUUGACGGCAUUGCCUGCAGGACCAACUCCCCGGGCGCGUCGUCUUCCUCCUCGCAAUGAGUAUCCGCUCUUUGUUCCUACUCUGGGGAACUCCGUUCAAGAAGAUUCUUUCAAAGGAAGGCUCAUGGAAUAUCGUUACGGAAGUAAUUCAACAAAACCAGAGAUUGAACUUGCCGAUUCUGCUACUGCACCCAAUAAAUCUGUGCAGCUGCUCUCCGAUGCGCUGCGCCAUGCUCACAGCAACAGAAGCAGUUAUAACCCCAGCGUCGCAUUAAGCCCUGAGACAUUACAAUUAAACGAGGUAACCCCCAAGUCCACCAGAUCCGGUAGGAGUGAUGCUGCUAGCCUUCCCGUAACUCCUGCUGGCCUGCUCCGACACAUGAUCUUGCAGGAGAGGCAGCAAGCUCUAAAUUUUGGAGAAACAAGUCGGAGGAUCGCUCCUCGUCCUACUAGACAGGCGAUGGAGGUUGGAAAGCUAGGGAGUGGGAACCGUGCGCGUACUGCAAGAGCAACCCGAAGGGGCUCUGCGUCUCCCACAGAUGUUACCUUGUGGAAAGCGUGUUCCGGGGGCUUGUCAAUGGUGGCUCCAUUUGCAGACGUCAUGGGUUUAUUUCUUGCAGGCUUCGGCUUAGACUCUUCAGCCCAACUCAACCGAAGACCAGAGGUGAACUACUCCACAAACCAGCCAAAAGCACAGCAACAGGCGGGGCUAUUUGGAUUCUUGAACUGGGGUGUGAAAAUGACCAACGAGGGUAAUGUAACUUCCGUUGGGAGGAAAACCGCCUCAGAGCGAGACGCCAGCAAAGACUUGGAGAAUACGAUGAAGAAUCUCCAGAAACAGCUGGAGCAGACUGAUAAGCAGAGACAAACCGAAGUAAGAAAGCUUCAAGUAGCCUUGCAAAGUAUGAACCAGAAGUUAGAUCACUUACAAGCUCACUGCCGAAACCUGGAGCUCGAGCUACAGAUUUGCAAGCAGACCAAAAUCUCUCGGCGAAACUCGCAAGAGUAUGAUGUCGAUGAAGAUGACGGCAUCAGCGAGAGCAGCAGCUUGAAGAUCAGCUCAGAACCAACUCGGCAACGGUUCGGUGUGCCUCACUCUAGCCUUAUCCCUGAACUCUUCAUUAGAACUUACGAUGAAGUUGUUUUGAGUAUGCGCAAAUUGAGCCGCGCCAUUUGUUACCACAUACGAGAAAUGGGUGCGUCAUCCUCGCAGGUGAUCACGAAAGUGUUAGAGAAUCACUCAGUUGGGAAAGGCCGAUUGCGGAAAGCUCAAAAGAUCCUAUUCUUUGAAUCUUUAUUGAAUCAGAUUCUGUUUGAGAGCUUCGAGAAUGUAAACUUUGAGCCCAGUGGAGGUGCCCCUGUUUUGGAUCCCAUAAUCCUGCAGCACGUCAGCUUUCAGGCAUUUAAGGAGCUGCAGAUUGUGACUUGGUUAGACAUAGAGGAACGGUUGGACAAGCAAAACGUCAUUGUGAACCACAACUUUCAUCAGUUCUUUGUGGUGAGGAUGGAGAUUGUGCUUCACCAGCUUGGAGAAGUCGGUGAAACCAACAUGCCGGGGUCGGUAAUUUCUGCCUUUUUUGAUGCCAUCAAAGCUGUGUGGCUGUUGCAUCACCUGGCCUUCGCCUUCCGGCCUGCUGCAACGAUUCUUCGCGUCUCCCAGGGAGCUAAAUUCGAGGCAGAGUAUAUGAAGCAGGUCCAUGAAUCCGAUGGGGAGCGGCGAGGUACUUCCGUGUUUCUGAUGAUAAAUCCAGGAUUCCUUCUUGAUGAUUGUGUGGUAAAAUGCAGAGUUUACUGCAGCAGUAAGUGAUGCGCGUGGAGCUGAGUAUGCCACAAAAAAGAUGGUAGACGUAGAUUGCUUUGCAAUUGAUUGAUCAUGUAGACUACAAUAAUUUAAGGCCGUUGUAGAGUGCCUGCCCAUUCAUAUCAUGAUUUAAGGGGAGGGUGUAGCAUGUACACUAUGAAUGUUCUAUGUAAAUGUGUACAGAAGUAAAUCCGUUCACAAGUAGCAUGUGCCGGUUCUUAGUACUUGUAACUUUGUUGCUCCUAAUAUUCCUAUCACAAACAGCCUAUCUAUUAUGUUUGUGUUGUAACCUCUCAAA
This is a messenger RNA of Physcomitrium patens, 3132 nucleotides long. Lineage: Eukaryota; Viridiplantae; Streptophyta; Bryopsida; Funariales; Funariaceae. The record is from RefSeq and is a predicted model, not a curated record.